This is a messenger RNA of Paecilomyces variotii, 1093 nucleotides long. RefSeq lists its product as hypothetical. The record is from RefSeq and is a predicted model, not a curated record. The coding region runs from base 303 to 974 and encodes 223 amino acids. The transcript is spliced from 7 exons. NCBI's taxonomy places the organism in Eukaryota, Fungi, Ascomycota, Eurotiomycetes, Eurotiales, Thermoascaceae.
UCGUAAUAGGACAUCUGGCCAAAGACUGCACUGAACAUCGCAAGUUUGACCUGAACGACAUUCCUGAUAAAACCCCGGAAGAAGCUUGGGCUGUCCUCAAGAAAGCUAGUGAUGAACAGGAUCUCGAGGACUUCCGUGAGGUAAGAUGCUCUCCUGAAGAUUCGGCUUUCAAUGCAGCUGACAUGACUGUAGGGUAUGAAGAUUUACUCCAAAGCGGUCCCGCAGGCCACUUUUGCGGACAUUGAAAAGAAGAUGCGAGAGGAGGACUUCAAAGUUUUCCUCAUUGCUCUGGUAAUAUCACCAUGCUUACAGGCUGUACAAAUGAACUGAGAGCUGAUUGUCCGCCAAAUAGGAGAAAGAGGUCGGCGACUGCAGAAGUCUCAUCAAUCUUCAGGGAAAGCUUGACUGCAAAUAUGUGGUGGGAUUCUACUUCCGCCCGAAGCCACAGCGUGCAAACCUCAAGGACCGCUGGCCAUCAAACCCCGAAGAGAAUAUCGAGCGCCUCGCGGACGCCGGGCUCCCCUAUGACCGUCAGAUCCCCAAGUGCUCCAACUGUGGCGAAAUGGGACAUGGUUCGAAAGCCUGCAAGCAGGAACGCAAUACCAUCGAACGUGUGGAGGUCAAAUGUGUCAACUGUGGAAAUGUUGGCCAUCGUGCUCGAGACUGUACUGAAAAGCGCCGUGAUCGGUUUGCUUGCCGCAACUGCGGUUCCACCGAGCACAAAGCAUCUGAAUGCACUGAGCCGCGUUCUGCGGAAGGGGUUGAGUGCAAGAAAUGCAACGAAGUCGGUCAUUUUGCGAAGGAUUGUCCACAAGGUGGUGGAGCUCGAACCUGCCGUAACUGCGGAUCUGAGGACCACAUGGCGCGCGACUGCGACAAACCUCGCGAUGUCUCCACUGUCACCUGCCGUAACUGUGAUCAAGUUGGUCACUACAGCCGCGACUGCACCGAGAAAAAGAAUUGGGACAAAGUGAAGUGUAACAACUGCGGUGAAAUGGGACACACCUCCAAGCGUUGCCAGAAGCCUGCUGCCGAAACCGACGAGUACGCGGGCUUCGGUGGAGGAGAUCCCGAUGUCCCCUUGGGCGAGGAU